UCCACCCUCAGCCGGAAGUGAGCGGACUCCAGGGAAAGUGAGCGAAUAAUCAAAACAAACCACUCUGAACCCACAGAACCACCGCCUCCCCGGCUACUCAGUGUAACGGUAACGGGCUUCAGUAUCGCCACCAUGGACGGUAUACCCGCGCCACUGCGGUGCUUCGGUGAGCGACACUCCGCACAGAUGUUCUCGGAUGACGGCGUGAACACGGUGACUUCUCGGGAGCAGAAAAAGGUGGAAUCCACCAUUGAAGAGGUCCUGAGUGUUUACAAGCAAAUACACAGUUUACCGCAGCCGACGUUGUUGCGGGAGCAGCACUACCAGUAUCUCAAGAAGGGCUUACGCCAUUUAUCCGACGCCUAUGAGUGUCUGGACGCCAGCAGACCAUGGCUUUGCUUCUGGAUUCUUCACAGUCUGGAGUUACUAGAGGAGCCUGUUCCCUCUGCUGUCGCCUCAGACGUGUGUCAGUUCUUGGCUUGCUGUCAGAGUAAGACGGGCGGCUUCGCCGGGGGACCGGGACAGCACGCCCACCUGGCGCCAACCUACGCCGCCGUCAACGCCCUCUGCAUCAUCGGCACAGAAGAGGCCUACAAUGUUAUAGACAGGGAGAAGCUCCUGGACUUCCUGUGGUCAGUGAAGCAGCCAGACGGCUCGUUUGUGAUGCACGUUGGCGGCGAGGUGGACGUCAGGAGCGCGUACUGCGCCGCCUCUGUAGCGUCGCUCACAAACAUCCUCACGCCGAAGCUGUUUGAGGACACGACCAACUGGAUCCUCAGGUGUCAGAACUGGGAGGGCGGUCUGAGUGGAGUGCCAGGAUUAGAGGCCCACGGUGGCUACACGUUCUGUGGCACGGCGGCGCUCGUCAUCCUGGGGAAUGAACACGUGCUGGAUCUCAAAGCUUUGCUGCGGUGGGUGGUGAGCAGACAGAUGAGGUUCGAGGGAGGUUUCCAGGGUCGCUGUAACAAACUGGUGGACGGCUGCUACUCCUUCUGGCAGGCUGGACUCCUGCCUCUGCUCCACAGAGCCUUGUUCAAAAAAGGAGAGUCUGAGCUGAGUCGGCAGCGGUGGAUGUUUGAGCAGCAGGCUUUGCAGGAAUACAUUCUCCUCUGCUGUCAGAACCCGACAGGAGGCCUCCUGGAUAAACCUGGCAAAUCCAGAGAUUUCUACCACACGUGUUACUGCCUGAGCGGCCUCUCCAUCGCUCAGCACUUUGGGAACAUGGACCUCCAUCAUGAGAUGAUCCUCGGCACGGAGGAGAACAGACUGGCUCCAACUCAUCCCGUUUACAACAUCUGUCCUGACAAUGUGGCUCGGGCUCUGCAGCACUUUCACCGCCUUCCUGUCCCCGAGGACAACAGGCAGAGGACGGGAGCGUCUGCGUCCACCGCCGCCUCAGGAUCAGCUGACCCUCAGUCCUAGUUCGUCCUCGGAGGUGACGACGUCACUGAACGUGAAGCAGCCGACUCCAGGGAGCGGGACUCGAGACCAGGAAAAACGGCUCAGGCGUGAGGUGGACGAGCCCGGGAACCACUGUUGAGAACCCCCGGGCAGACGCGAGGGCCAGAGCUGAAGAGUCCUCCCUCCUUGUCUCUGACGGUUGUGUGCGAGCAGCUUCACAUGCGGCUAGAUUUGUUUUUUGUUUUGCUUGCGAUGCCUGUCGUGGUUUAGAUUCUCUGAAAUGAAAGUGAAACUGCUCAAGGUUUCGCUCUGACUGACGUUAAUAAAACUUUAUAUAGCACUUGUCA
Messenger RNA from Solea solea (common sole), 1748 nucleotides. It is a transcript of the gene fntb, whose product is annotated as farnesyltransferase, CAAX box, beta. The transcript is spliced from 12 exons. NCBI's taxonomy places the organism in Eukaryota, Metazoa, Chordata, Actinopteri, Pleuronectiformes, Soleidae. Gene Ontology annotation, cellular component: protein farnesyltransferase complex. The record is from RefSeq and is a predicted model, not a curated record. Gene Ontology annotation, molecular function: protein farnesyltransferase activity. Gene Ontology annotation, biological process: protein farnesylation. Bases 133 to 1422 code for a protein of 429 amino acids.